This is a messenger RNA of Fimicolochytrium jonesii, 1438 nucleotides long. Its product is annotated as 3-beta hydroxysteroid dehydrogenase/isomerase family-domain-containing protein. Bases 209 to 1306 code for a protein of 365 amino acids. Gene Ontology annotation, biological process: steroid biosynthetic process. The record is from RefSeq and is a predicted model, not a curated record. Lineage: Eukaryota; Fungi; Chytridiomycota; Chytridiomycetes; Spizellomycetales; Powellomycetaceae. The transcript is spliced from 5 exons. Gene Ontology annotation, molecular function: 3-beta-hydroxy-Delta5-steroid dehydrogenase (NAD+) activity.
UGCGCGUGGCCUGACUUCCUGACUUGCCCCAGACGAAUUUCGGCCUCAGCUGUUCAGGCGGCUCCCUCUUUCGCUGGGCACCUCAAAAACGCUCAUCUAUCUAUAUAAGCACCCCUCGCCCCGCUCCCUCCAGCCGUUUGCAGGUGUUCGCUCGUUUGUCUCUCUAUCUCUGUCCAAAGGUUCGAUAGUAUUGCAUAACGUGCUCGCCAUGACUGUCGCGGAGGAAACAUAUCUCGUUAUCGGCGGCGGAGGGUUCGUCGGCCGCCGUAUCGUCGAAAUGCUGCUAGAUGGCCACUCCCCCGAGGCAGCCGACACUACAGUCUCCUCAUUCCCCGACCGGCCCAUCCCGAAAGUCCAUGUCUUCGACCGCCGCAUCACCUUCGCCGACCCUCGCGUCGCCUCCUUCAUCGAAGGCGACAUCACCUCCCUCGCCUCCCUCCUACCCGCCUGCAACGGCAUCACAACCGUCAUCCACACCGCCGCGCUCAUCGAAAACGUCUCCCGCGACCUCCUUUACAACGUCAACGUCGAAGGGACGAAACGGGUCGUAGAGGCCUGUGUUGAGAGUGGUGUGAGGAAGUUGGUGUAUACGUCGUCCGCGAGUGUGACGUAUAAUGGGCAGGAUUUGAGAAAUGGGGAUGAGAUGGACCCGUACUGUGAUGUGCAUAUGGAUGCGUAUAAUGAGACCAAGGCGGAGGCGGAGCGGUUUGUCAGGGAGGCGAAUGGAAAGGGUGGGUUGAUUACGGUUGUGCUGAGGCCGGCUGGAAUUUUUGGACCUGCAGACAACAAUGCAUCCAAAGGUCUCUACGAAGCAGCCAAAAAGGGCAACUGGAAGUUCAUGAUUGGCGACAACUCAUACCUCUUUGACUGGACGUACGUUGACAACGUAGCUCACGCGCACAUUCUUGCCGCGAACGUCAUGGACAAACGGAAAGGCGUCGCCGGAGAGGUCUUCUAUAUAACAAACCACACCCCCACCUUCUUCUGGGACGUCCCCAAAUACCUCUACAACCACCUCGGCUACACCAACACCCUCUCCAAGCGCAUCCCACGCACGCUCGGGUUCAUCCUCGGCUCCACCGUCGAUUUUUUCGUCUCCCUCAUCCACGCCACUACGGGGAAGGUCGUCACGCCGACGUUUACGAGGUUCCGCGUGCAGAUUAUUACGAGUAAUCGGUACUGGGAUACCGAGAAGGCGGUUAAAGUGUUGGGGUAUAAGCCGGUGGUGGAGUUGGAGGAGGGGUUGAGGAGGACUGCGGCGUAUUGGAAGGGGGUGAUGGAGAAUGAGAAGGUGGCAUCGGAAUAGAGACCCGAGAGUAGGAAUAGGACGGUAGAGUGCACGAGCCAUAUCAUAUACUAGUGAAACUAGAGAAUUACAUAGUGGAAUUCUUCAUUUGCCAGAGUGAACACGAAUAUAUGGCGUGUAUAUAGCAAGAGG